UCUCAAGUCAAUGAUAUAUCCGAGAUGAGUAGGGUGAGCGAACAGACUUGGUUAUCGUCUAGAAACAUGCCUCUUCCAUUCUGGGAAAAGCUGUUGAAACGAUUGUCUAAGUUGACACAGUUACCCAUGGAGCAGCUACAGAUAAGUGAAGAAAUGCAGGUUGUUAGUUAUGUACGUGGAGGACAUUAUCAUGCACACAUUGAUUCAACAGACACUACAAACAGAUUACAUUUACCAUGCUGCUUUCAAACACCAGAAUGUCUCGAAAUAGAUAUCAGUAAUGAGGAAUAUGAGGAGUGUUGUAGAAUAUGUAGGUACAUUACAGUAUUAUAUUACCUUAAUGAUGUAGAUGAAGGUGGGCAAACAGCAUUCCCAUUAGCUGAUAUGUCGGAGGAUUUAUUCCAGGAAAAGUUCCCGAGGAGAGGAGAAGUUCAGACGUGGCACGAUCUUAGCCAUUACUGUUAUAAUGCAUCGGUUGUUGUCAGUCCAAAACGAGGCACCGCAAUAAUGUGGUAUAAUCAUUUACUAGAUGAGAACGGGUAUCUGGGUCAUGUGGACAUGCGAUCAUUCCAUGGCGGAUGUGACAUCAUAAAAGGUACCAAAUGGAUCGCCAACAACUGGAUCACUGCCACAAACUACAAAGAUAGAACAAAACCUUCUAUGAUAUAUUGACAUUGUUGUCAUUUAUUCAUGUAUACACUCAUGUAUAUGAAAUGAAAAAUAAAAUGUAUAUACAAUGUUCCUA
This is a messenger RNA of Ruditapes philippinarum (Manila clam), 745 nucleotides long. RefSeq names its product transmembrane prolyl 4-hydroxylase-like. Gene Ontology annotation, biological process: peptidyl-proline hydroxylation to 4-hydroxy-L-proline. NCBI's taxonomy places the organism in Eukaryota, Metazoa, Mollusca, Bivalvia, Venerida, Veneridae. The transcript is spliced from 7 exons. The coding region runs from base 25 to 672 and encodes 215 amino acids. The record is from RefSeq and is a predicted model, not a curated record. Gene Ontology annotation, cellular component: endoplasmic reticulum. Gene Ontology annotation, molecular function: procollagen-proline 4-dioxygenase activity; iron ion binding; L-ascorbic acid binding.